Molecule: messenger RNA, 560 nt
Organism: Drosophila navojoa
Lineage: Eukaryota; Metazoa; Arthropoda; Insecta; Diptera; Drosophilidae
Gene: Trissin
Product: trissin
Source: RefSeq, a predicted model, not a curated record
GUCCUUUCAGUUGCUGCUGCUAUUGCAUGACUCGAGUGAGACCCUCAAAAGACUUCCUAUGAGUUUCGCAGUUUGGUGAGCUGCACUUUGUUACCAAGAUUCAGACGAGCUGCAACGAGAUGCAUUUCCAGAUCAUAUUGCUAUGCAUAUGCUUAAUGUGUCUUGCUUGCUCAAACGCCAUACAAUGUGACUCUUGUGGCAAGGAGUGCUCCAAUGCCUGUGGCACCAAACAUUUUCGAACCUGUUGUUUUAACUAUCUUCGCAAACGUACCGAUCCCGCUGCACUGCGUCUCAGCUCGAAUAAGCGACUCAUUGACUUUAUAUUGCUGCAAGGACGCGCGCUCUUCACGCAGGAGCUGCGCGAACGCCGCCACAAUGGCACUCUCAUUGACCUGGACAUGAGCACCUACUACGGCUGAACGAAAACGUAUAUUCCAAUCCGACCCAACGACGACGGCACAAUGACGGCAAUUAGGACUACAAUGGAAAUGAUUGAAGUGUUAAUUUUUCAAUAAAAAGGCGUAAAACUCUUUGGGGCAAGUGCUUUAUAAAGCAGUUCA